Pleurotus ostreatus (oyster mushroom) is the source of this 1266-nucleotide messenger RNA. RefSeq lists its product as uncharacterized. The transcript has 6 exons. NCBI's taxonomy places the organism in Eukaryota, Fungi, Basidiomycota, Agaricomycetes, Agaricales, Pleurotaceae. Bases 1 to 1266 code for a protein of 421 amino acids. Gene Ontology annotation, molecular function: protein binding. The record is from RefSeq and is a predicted model, not a curated record.
AUGAAUGUAAUGCCACCGGUAAUUCGACCAACCUUCGUAUCUACGUCUCGACAGGCAUGCCGACCCAUGUCAUUUACUUUAAAUCGUCGAAGUAGAGGCGUACCUUCGUAUCCACGGGCGAUGUCUUCACAACGGAAUUUCGGCGUUGAUCUUCAAGACGACAGUGCAAGUCGUCGCUGGCUCUGGAGGGGCACUACUAUAGGUCUGUGCUUAGGCACGGGGAGCCUGGCGUACUGGCUAUACACAAUGUGGCGAGAAAGCAGGGAGAUAUGGCCGGAAGUGGUCGCACCCGACCUUCGUCGUGCCCUAUACGCAAAGCGCAAAGGGGAUUUGGUAGUUAGCGAACAACAUUUCCGGAGGGCUCUCCAGUUACUUCUUCCAUUACCUACAGAAGACCUACGAGGCGACCCGCAUCUUAAGGUCACCGGAGUAGCCAUUGCUUUGGCUGAUCUCCUAGAAAUUCAGGGAAAGACAAAGGAAGCUUACGACACAUAUGCGGAUGGAUUUGAGUACCUUCGCCGGGUGCAGUUAAAUUCCCCAUUAUCGGGCCCAGAAACCCUGCGCCUCAUUUCCAUCGCAUACAAACUGGGAGAAUUGGCCGGCGAGCUAAAAUUAACGGAGGACGAAGAGAAGUGGCUAGUUGUGGCCGUAGAACAAAUAUUGAAAGAUGCUGGGCGCAGCGCCGGUAAACAAGGUUCACUGCAACAAGCAAGUAGUACCACGGAUACUCAGAGUUCCGGUUCUCCCGAAGGGCUAGCAGGGAUUGAUCUUCCAGGUUGGGCUUCUGCAGUUGACAUAGCCGCGCCAUUGGAAGCUCUCGCUGAAUUUUACGAGCAGAGAGGCCAGACUGAAUAUGCCCUGCCUCUGUAUCUUCAUAGCGCGUCGGUUUUGGUCCCGCCGAAGUCCGAGAAACAGACAUCGCCAGAAGAUCAAUGCCGUGGCGCGAAUAUGAUGCUAAAAAUAUCCGAACUCAUCUUACGCGGUCCUGAGAGCAAGCACACUCUUCAUUCAGCGGAAGCUUGGGCUCAGAAGGGGCUGGCCGUCGUACAAGAGGCUCGCUCUAAAUCUUGGGGGACGGUGCCUAUCUGCGAGGAGAUGCUUGUUGCUGCUUAUCACGGAGCUGGCUUGUUACGGGAGCUCUCAGGGGAUGGUGAUGGUGCACGAAAAUUGUACAGCGCAGCGAUUGUCCAGGGCAAGUCACAGCACAUGACCCAGGAAGUUGACAUGCUCCAUGAGCGCAUCCUAGCUCUGCGACCCCAGAAGUAA